Messenger RNA from Cyprinodon variegatus (sheepshead minnow), 3540 nucleotides. RefSeq names its product kinase suppressor of ras 1 (gene ksr1). The coding region runs from base 153 to 3047 and encodes 964 amino acids. NCBI's taxonomy places the organism in Eukaryota, Metazoa, Chordata, Actinopteri, Cyprinodontiformes, Cyprinodontidae. Gene Ontology annotation, molecular function: protein kinase activity; ATP binding. Gene Ontology annotation, biological process: protein phosphorylation. The record is from RefSeq and is a predicted model, not a curated record. The transcript is spliced from 21 exons.
CACCGACACAAGCCGAACCCUCGCCAGCCGGGGACAAUUGCUGUCAGCUAACUUCCACGGUCUGUCGCCCGGACUGCCGCUUUAUGUAUCACUCUACUUCAGCGGUUUGACUUCCAGCCCUUCCCUCUCCAGCCGGGCCCCGAUGCUGAGGAAUGGAUAGUGUGUCUGCUAACGGUGGGAAGAUGGUCGAGAGUGAUGAGCAGCAGCCGGAGAGGCAGAGCGGCGGUGGCGCAGCGAUGGCCGCGCUCCAUCAGUGCGAGCUCAUCCAGAAUAUGAUCGAUAUCUCCAUCUCCAGCUUACAGGGGCUACGGACCAAAUGCGCCGCGUCCAACGACCUCACGCAACAAGAAAUCCGCACUUUAGAGGUAAAGCUGAUGAAAUACAUCUGUAAGCAGCUGCAGUGUAAAAAUAAACUUCCAGAGACGGAGAGGCCCGAAGCCUUGGACAGCUACCCACACUUACGAGACUGGCUGCGCACCGUCAACCUGAGAGCAGAGCUCAUCCAGGCUGUGGAGGCAAAGUUGUCCCUGGACGCCUUACUGCAGAUGACCGGAGCUCAAGUGAGAGAUGCAAUGAGAAGACUUGGGUCCAGUUCAGAAGAAUGUGCACGACUUGGUGCUGCCCUCUCCUGUUUGAAGAGUGCCACUGAAUCAGGUGGUGAAAUGAAAGAGGACGGCGUUUCCUGGUUGUCUGAAUCCACCAGGAGGGACAGCGGAUCUCUACUAACCGCAGACCAGCUGCCCUACCUGGGAACUCCCCUUCGCCCACACAGUCCGUCGCCUCUAGCCCGCCCCUCCACCAUCCAGUCCACCCCAUCCACCCCCUCUGCGACCUUCCCUCAUCCCCGCUCUGGUUCAGUUUCAGCAGCACCUUCACCGGAUGGGCUGGGGUCAUACGGCCACGGUGACAGCCCCCUUACAGAUUUAUUCCCCAUGCCUCGGCCACGCACAUCCCGGCUCCACGGACACACUUCCACCCCGCCCGUAACCCCGCCCACAAAAAGGCCCCACAAACUGAAGCCUCCUUGCACUCCUCCUCCUCCGUCUCGUAAGGUGCUGCAUCUGCUCCCCAACAUUACUUUGACACGCAGCAAAAGCCACGAGUCCCAGCUGGGCAAUCGUAUCGAGGAUCCUCCCAACAACAAGUGUUUAAAAAAGAACAAAUUGUUGCUGAAUAUGCAAAUGAACGGGAACGGAUGUGAGGACUCGCCCUCUCGAUACCCGGUCAAGUCUGCGCGGACCCCUGGAGGGACCCCGGUUCCCAACACUGCACCUUACACCCUGCCAGGGACGCCCACCUUGAUUGAGGAGCACAGCAUAAUUAAGACAUUGCACCGCAGCUCCCCGAAAGCAGUGAGGAGGGACAUCGGCCUAUCAGUCACGCACAGGUUUUCAACCAAGUCCUGGUUGUCUCAGACAUGUCAAGUGUGCCAGAAGAACAUGAUGUUCGGAGUUAAAUGCAAACACUGUCGAUUAAAGUGCCACAACAAAUGCACGAAAGAGGCUCCAUCCUGCAGAAUCUCCUUUCUACCAAUUGCCAAAAUCAGGAGGACCGAGUCAGUUCCUUCUGAUAUAAACAACCCUGUGGACCGGCCACAAGAAGCUCCACAGUUUGGUACUUUACCAAAGGCCAUUACUAAAAAGGAUCAUCCUCCUGUGAUGAACCAGCUUGACUCCAGCAGCAACCCAUCCUCCACCACUUCCUCCACACCGUCCUCCCCUGCCCCCUUCCAGCAGAGCAAUCCUCCAAGUGCCACCCCACCUCCGAACCCUUCGCCCAAAGGACACAGGGACAGCCGCUUUAACUUUCCAGAUGUCUGCAGUCCUUCAAGCAUAUACUCUGAUGUCCUCCAAGAUACAGUGAGUGAGGUAGAGCAGUCUGCAGAUGACACGCACACUGAGCUGGUAGAGGAUGAAGAUGAAGAGGAGGGGGACGAGGACAUUGAAGCUGAAGAUGAAGAUCCUGAAGAGGAUGAAGAGAACGAAGAAGAUGACGGGCAUGAGCACGGAGAGGAAUAUGAGGAGGACAGGGAGGACAUGAGGAUGAACAUCGGAUCGGACGGCGAGUGCGACCAGCUGGAUGAUCUGCCAUGUUCUCGUGGAAGCCAGUGGAAGGGCCCCAUCUCCCGCAAGCCCAGUCAGACGAGCGUGUACCUGCAGGAGUGGGACAUUCCCUUUGAGCAGCUGGACCUCGGAGAGCUCAUCGGAAAGGGUCGCUGGGGCAGAGUGCACAAGGGUCGGUGGCACGGCGAGGUGGCCAUCAGACUACUGGAGAUCGAUGGAAACAACCAGGACCACCUGAAGCUUUUCAAGAAGGAGGUGAUGAACUACAGACAGACCAGACAUGAGAAUGUGGUCCUGUUCAUGGGGGCCUGCAUGGCUCCACCACACUUAGCCAUCAUCACCAGUUUCUGUAAAGGAAGGACUCUGUAUUCUGUUGUUCGGGACACUAAAAACAACUUGGAUAUCAAUAAAACAAGGCAAAUCGCUCAGGAGAUUGUUAAGGGAAUGGGUUACCUUCACGCCAAAGGCAUCGUUCACAAAGACCUGAAGUCCAAGAACGUUUUCCACGACACCAACAAAGUAGUGAUCACGGAUUUCGGCCUGUUUGGGAUUUCUGGUGUCGUUCAGGAAGGGAGGCGGGAGAAUAAACUCAGACUUCCACACGGUUGGAUCUGUUACCUCGCACCAGAGAUUGUGCGUAAAAUGAGCCCAGGUAACAACGAGGACCGACUUCCCUUUUCCACAGCAGCAGAUGUUUACGCCUUUGGAACAAUUUGGUAUGAGCUCCAAGCCAGGGACUGGCCGAUCACUAACCAGCACAUUGAAGCCAUCAUCUGGCAGGUUGGGAGUGGAGAGGGCAUAAAGAAGGUUUUAGGGGAGAUCAGCCUGGGCAAGGAGGUCACUGAGAUCCUCUCUGCCUGCUGGGCAUUUGACCCAAGAGACAGACCCACCUUCACUCAGCUGGCUGACAUGUUGGAGAAGCUGCCCAAACUCAACCGCAGGCUGUCCCACCCGGGACACUUCUGGAAGUCUGCCGAGUUGUAGCCGUCACUCUGAAACAUAAGCAAUGCAAAACAAAGCCUGGGUCUGCCUUGCAUGCUCCUGAAUCCUUUACUGUUACGGGAUUGAUCAAAGCAUUGCCUCUGCCUGAAACGGGCGCUCCAUCCACUAAUCCCCAGUCCAAUCUUCCGUGUCUAACCGUCGGUGUUUUUUUUUCUUGUUCGGAGGAGAAGAUGGAGGGACUGAAAUAUGAAAGACAGGGGCGGGGUGGGGCAGCCGGCAUCAUCCUCUUUGCUUUCCCUUUUGACGCGUCUUUAGACUCUCUUUGCCUUCGUUUUGGUUGGAUUCCCAAACAUCAGUUGGGCUUGUGAAUAACCGGCCUGGUGGUGUCUGUGCCGAGCCCGACUGACUUGACUGCGCUGUGGUCUGUGCCUGCUGAUGGCUGCUCACCUCUCUCUGCUGCUAUCAUGUUUUUUUUUUUUUCUCUUGCUGGUGUGCUGACCACAUGGCACUAUUUUAUUUUUUUUUCCUCCCUGAA